UUGAAGCUACCCUCAUUCAAUUGAGACAACAAGCACGCGACAAUGGCAGCUAUUCAAGACCUCGCCGAGCGAGCAAGAAUGGAUACAAUCUACAUCGAUACCGACACUGGCGCAGACGACGAGACGGCCACCGGCACCGAAACCCAGCCUUACAAGUCAUUGGCGUACGCUUUUAUUCAACACGGUGGCAGCGAGGGGAAGAAAUAUCAAUCGCGCGCCUCCACGACUGGACCAGUCAGCGCAGAUGGAGACCCUGCGGAGCGACUUAUUUGGAAAGAGCCUGCCAAGAGCGCUGUCAAGAAAGCUCAAGGUGCCCUCGACGCUCUCAAGAAGAAGCUCUUGAAGCAACAACAAGUUGCCGCACAAGAAGAAGAAAAGGAGAAGGCGCGUCUGAAGACACUCGAGGAAGCCAAAAAGAUUAUCUUGAAGGAAGACGAGUCUCUGCCAAAAGCCGUCAAGAUCACAAUUGGGGAGAAGAAUGUCGAAUUGGGCGAGGGCGAUGUCAAGGGAACUCGAGUCAAGGUCUCCGGACGCAUUCACAGACUUCGACAACAGAAGCAAGCAACCUUCCUCACAUUGGUCGAUGGAUACGGACACCUACAAUGCGUUCUCUCGGGCGACCUCACGAAAACCUACGAAGCUCACCUCUUCGCUCAAGGUACCUCUUUGACUCUCUUUGGUGAGAUGCGAAAGGUCCUCGCUGGGCAAUCUGCACCCGACAACCGCGAACUUCACGUCGAUUACUACAAGGUUAUUGGCAGAAGUCCUUCCGAUGUCGAUGCCAUAACCAACAGAGUUUCUGCGCAGCAAGAUCAAUGGGACUCGCAGAUGCUUGACAACCGUCAUCUUGUCCUUCGAGGAGACACCGCGUCCUCCGUCAUGAAGGUGCGAUCUGCUGUUGAAUGGGCAUUCGCAAAGGCAUAUAAGGAGUUACGCUUUACAAAGAUCAGCCCUCCCGCAUUUGUCCAAACACAAGUUGAGGGUGGUUCUACACUUUUCGAGCUGGAUUAUUACGGAGAGAAGACAUAUCUGACUCAGUCGUCCCAAUUGUACCUCGAAACCGGUAUUCCCAGUCUGGGCAAUGUCUAUUGUAUCGAGAAGUCGUUCCGUGCUGAGAAGUCUUUGACACGUCGUCAUUUGUCGGAGUAUACCCAUGUUGAAGCUGAAUUGGAUUUCAUUGACUUUGAGGACCUGUUGGACCAUUUGGAGGAGAUGAUCAGCCGAGUCAUCACGACGAUUUUGGACGAUAAGGAGAUUGCUGGCUACAUCAAGGAGCUCAACCCCGAGUUCAAGCCCCCUACUCGACCAUUCAAGAGAAUGCGAUACUCUGAUGCUAUCGAUUGGUUGAACGCCCAAGAUCCUCCCAUCCUCAACGAAGAAGGCAACCCCCAUGUAUUUGGAGACGAUAUUGCUGAGGCCGCUGAGCGAAGAAUGACCGAUAUCAUCAACCUACCCAUCUUCCUCACUCACUUUCCCGUCGAAAUUAAAGCCUUCUACAUGAAGAAAGAUCCCGCGGAUCUUCGUGUCACAGAAAGUGUUGAUGUCCUCAUGCCAGGUGUUGGAGAGAUUGUCGGUGGAUCGAUGAGAAUGGAAGGUUACGAGGAGUUAAUGGAGGCGUACAAGCGUGAAGGUAUUUCUCCCAAGGAAUACUACUGGUACACCGAGCAACGAAAGUACGGUACCUCUCCCCACGGCGGAUACGGACUCGGCCUGGAGCGCUUUAUCGCAUGGAUCUGCAAGCAACACAGCGUCAGAACGUGCUGCCUGUAUCCCCGAUUCAUGGGACGCUGCAAGCCUUAAGUCGGUCAAGUCAAGCUUUUUCUGCGUCAUGCAUGGAUGCGGGAGGGAAGGCUGAUCAAUCUUGAUCUCUGGUUUGUUUUGCGUUGGUUUGGUUUCGUUGAGAUACACCUAGAUUUCCUUGGUAGCUAGCUAGCUGAAUGAUGAAUGAACGAAUGGAUGGAUGCGAGUAGAUAGAUAGCAUUAAUGAUUCUCACCCUCGAGACGGCGGAUCAUUCAAUUGAGCAAAACACAUGACCCAAUCACC
Messenger RNA from Mollisia scopiformis, 2044 nucleotides. RefSeq names its product putative Asparaginyl-tRNA synthetase, cytoplasmic. Lineage: Eukaryota; Fungi; Ascomycota; Leotiomycetes; Helotiales; Mollisiaceae. Bases 43 to 1800 code for a protein of 585 amino acids. Gene Ontology annotation, cellular component: cytoplasm. The transcript is spliced from 2 exons. The record is from RefSeq and is a predicted model, not a curated record. Gene Ontology annotation, biological process: asparaginyl-tRNA aminoacylation. Gene Ontology annotation, molecular function: nucleic acid binding; asparagine-tRNA ligase activity; ATP binding.